Messenger RNA from Oryzias melastigma (Indian medaka), 624 nucleotides. RefSeq names its product baculoviral IAP repeat containing 5a (gene birc5a). The record is from RefSeq and is a predicted model, not a curated record. Lineage: Eukaryota; Metazoa; Chordata; Actinopteri; Beloniformes; Adrianichthyidae. The transcript is spliced from 4 exons. The coding region runs from base 111 to 539 and encodes 142 amino acids.
CCAAUCAAAACAGCUGAAGUUCUCAACCGCUGAAAUUUAAAAACGCCCUCUAGCUUGGCAGCGUAUUUGGAAAGAUUUGUGGCUAAGUCGGGUUACAGGACUGAGUUACAAUGGACCUGUUUAACGAAGAUGAUAUCAAAAUGUAUCUUUUUGAAAACAGAUUGAAAACUUUUGAAAAUUGGCCUUUUGACGAAGACUGCACCUGCACCCCGGAGAACAUGGCCAGAGCCGGCUUUGUCCACACGCCCUCCGACAACAGCCCCGACAUCGCCAUGUGUUUCUUCUGCCUCAAAGAGCUGGAGGGCUGGGAGCCAGACGACGACCCACAGAAGGAGCACAAAUCUCACUCGUCUUCCUGCAGUUUCAUCUCUUUAACCAAAAAAGUUGAGGACCUGACUGUGGAAGAGUUCGUCAGACUGCAGAAGGAGAGAGACAAAAUCAUCACCAGGAAGAGAUGUAAUGAAGCCAUCACCAAGUUUGAGGAGGCGGCAAAAGUGAGGCGAGAGGCGAUCAUCAAGACGGCCAGAGGAGAAGAGUGAGCCUGAGGAGGAAUGAGGAGACAAAUGAGUCUGUCGUGUUUGUUUAUGAAUGAAUGAUUUUUAGGAAUAAAAUGUUUUUAACGUU